UCAACAUCAAACUCGAACGUGUCCAUCCGUAUUUCGUUUGUGUACUAAUGUACACUCAUUAUGUACACUCACUUGUGUGAUUGGUUUUUCUCUUGAUAUGUAGCUUUCUCACCAACCUGUUUUCUAAUUUCUAUGAUUUACGCGCGAAUUAAAUCAUUGUUAACACUUGUUUACAAAUAAUUUCCAAAUGGAUUGAGUGAAACUUAAAAAAAAACCUUAGUGCUGUCACUGUUUGAGCAUGGCACGUGCAUGUGACAGGAUCUUCAUGUCAUAUCAGUAACAGGAACGUGUCAAUUCAGCUUCAGGGAAGGAAACAUUUUCACAAUUUUAUAAUAAAGAAAAUAACUCAGAGAUGUGGCUAACAACUAGUGAAUCAGCUAGUCUAGGAGCUGAAGAAGUAGCAGCUAGAUUGCAUGUUGAUGUGCGAACAGGCCUGAGAUGGCAGGAGGCUGAUCAAAGAAGGCAAUUAACAGGUUUCAAUGAAUUUACUGUAAAAGAAGAAGAUCCACCAUGGAAAAAAUAUAUUGAACAGUUUAAGAAUCCAUUGAUUCUUCUCUUACUUGCUUCUGCACUUGUAAGUGUCUUUAUGAAACAGUUUGAUGAUGCUGUUAGUAUUACUGUGGCUAUCAUAAUAGUGGUAACAGUUGCAUUUGUACAGGAAUAUCGCUCAGAAAAAUCCUUAGAAGAAUUAAAUAAAUUGGUACCACCGAUAUGUCACUGUUUAAGAGAGGGCCAUGUAGAAACAUUUCUUGCGCGUAAUUUAGUUCCUGGUGAUAUAGUGUAUCUGAAUAUCGGGGACAGAGUACCUGCCGAUAUUAGAAUAUUUGAGGCUAUAGAUCUGGCAAUCGACGAGAGCAGUUUUACUGGUGAAAUCGAGCCAGCGCAAAAGUCGACAGCUCCGUUGCUCAAGAUCAAUGGGUUGACAUCGAAAAAGAACAUCGCUUUUAUGGGCACUUUGGUACGCUGCGGAAACGGCAAAGGAAUUGUAGUGAAUACGGGAGUAAAGAGUGAAUUUGGGGAGGUUUUCUCGAUGAUGCAAGCUGAGGAGGCUCCAAAGACUCCACUACAGCGAAGCAUGGACAUUUUAGGUACUCAGCUGUCCUUCUAUUCGUUUUGCAUUAUCGGUAUCAUUAUGCUGCUAGGCUGGAUUCAAGGUAAGGCUAUCCUUGAAAUGUUUACCAUUGGUGUAAGCUUGGCAGUAGCAGCUAUUCCGGAAGGUUUGCCUAUCGUUGUAACUGUGACACUGGCAUUGGGAGUUAUGAGAAUGGUUAAGAGAAAAGCCAUUGUAAAAAAAUUACCAACUGUGGAGACUCUUGGCUGUGUAAAUGUGAUAUGUUCCGAUAAGACUGGCACGAUUACGAAAAACGAGAUGACCGCCACGAUUCUAGUGACAUCGGAAGGUUAUAUCGCGGAUGUCACCGGUGCUGGAUACAACGGCGUGGGAGAAGUGCAUAUACGGAAAUGCGAUAAUACCGAUCUAGCGCGUGUCGCUAUUAGUAACAUGCUGGAAGUAGGCUGCGUGUGUAACAACGCUAUUAUACAGAAUGAAACUUUACUAGGACAGCCGACGGAAGGCGCGUUGAUAGCCGUGGCAAUGAAAUUCGGAAUGUACGGCGUCGCCGAUAAAUAUCUGCGAUUACAGGAAUAUCCGUUUUCGUCCGAACAGAAAAUGAUGGCUGUAAAAUGCACACCUAAGUUCGGUGAGAAUAGACAAGAGAUAUACUUUGUGAAAGGUGCUUUGGAGAAGAUUUUGCCGCAAUGUACUAAGUAUUACGAGAACGGCCAGGUGUAUCCUCUUAGUCAGAAGAAGGAUCAAGAAUUCUUGACGGAAGCAUAUGACAUUGGUCAGCAAGGAUUGAGAGUGAUUGGUUUGGCACGUGGUUCCUCAUUGCAAGACCUGAUAUAUGUCGGUCUUGUUGGUAUUUGCGAUCCACCAAGACCACAUGUACGCGAAUCUAUCAGUAUCUUAAUAAACAGCGGUGUUAAAGUAAAAAUGGUUACUGGUGAUGCCAAGGAAACUGCAGUUGCAAUAGCUAGCAUGAUCGGGCUGGAUACGCUUCACAGUCGACUGUUAUCAGGAGACGAAAUCGACAUGAUGUCCGAACAUCAACUAGAACAAUGUAUUAAUAAUGUUAGUGUAUUCUAUCGAGUGACACCAAAGCACAAGCUUUGCAUCGUAAAAGCUUUACAGAGGAACGGUAAUAUAGUUGGCAUGACCGGUGAUGGCGUAAACGAUGGAGUCGCGUUAAAGAAAGCUGAUAUAGGUAUCGCUAUGGGCAAAAACGGCACUGACGUUUGCAAGGAAGCAGCCGAUAUGAUUUUGGUUGAUGAUGAUUUUGAAACCAUCAUUGCAGCAAUUGAAGAAGGCAAGGGAAUCUUUCAUAAUAUACGCAAUUUCGUGAGGUUCCAAUUAAGUACUAGUAUAGCCGCACUUUCUCUGAUUGCUCUUGCAACGUUGAUGAGCAUACCGAAUCCCUUAAAUGCUAUGCAAAUUCUAUGGAUCAAUAUUAUCAUGGACGGUCCGCCUGCUCAAAGUCUUGGAGUAGAGCCGGUUGAUAAGGACGUUCUGAAGCAAAAGCCGCGAAACACAAAAGAGCCUAUGAUUACACGUCAUCUUAUAAUUAAUGUUUUAUUGUCAGCAAGUAUCAUUAUUCUUGGUACUUUGUGGGUCUACAACAGAGAGAUGGUUAAUGGAAAUACGGCAAGAGAUACUACUAUGACAUUUACUUGUUUUGUGUUCUUCGAUAUGUUUAAUGCUCUUAGUUGUAGAUCGCAGACAAAAUCCAUAUUUACAAUUGGUCUGUGGAGUAAUAAAAUGUUCCUGGUAGCUGUAACGUUAUCCGUUAUCGGACAAAUGCUCGUAAUUUACUUUCCUCCGUUACAGAGAAUAUUUCAGACUGAAGCUCUUACAGCGAAAGAUCUUUUAUUUUUGGCGGCGUUGACGUCCAGCGUGUUCGUGAUCAGUGAGAUAAAGAAAUUCGUCGAGAGACAGUUGCACAGACGCCGCGUCAACGGCCAGUAUUACAACAAGUUCGAAAUGGAUUUCGUAUGACAGUUACAGUGUGCCAGCGAAAGCAAGGCGAAUAAAAAUCAUAAUGAAUAAAGCGCAUCAAUUAUAUUUGCUCGACAUCACUAUGCAGUCGAUCACAUAUUCGUUUCUACCAAAUCAUUACUUUUCGCUAACUCGCAUCUGCUCGACUAUGCUUGCGCAUAUGUAAUUCCGUAACUUUAUCAUGUACACUUUAUACACACACGCAUGCGUUAUCACGCAUAACGGAAAGUAAUCACCUUAAACGAUAGAGUUUCUACGUUUUUCAAUUACGCAGUGAUUACAAAUAAUCUGGAUUCUAUUUUCAUCGCGUUUUUUGCAUGUUCAGCGCACAUAUAGAGAAAAAAAGAAAACCACUUCUCGACAAUGAUAUGCAGUAGAUUAUAUUAUAUCUUAGAUUUACAUUUUAUUAUUGUCUUUACAAUCGUGAAUAAUGACAAAUUAUUGUUUUAUAUGGAUGAUGAUAUUGGCGUUAUUGCACAUUCCAUGGAUAUUUGAUAAAUCAAUAUUUUUUAACGAUUCUAUAUAUAUAUAUACACACAAACACAUACACACACACACAUAUGUACAAUAUUAUUAUUCGUAGACUAACUCGAAACAAUGUUUACACUUUAAUCAAUGUAGAUCUAUAUCUAAGAUUUUUUUCUAAAACCAAAAAAUAAUAUAACGAGUUUUAUGAUAAACGCGAUUAAAUCGCGUUCAUUCACUGUCUGUCAAUUGGUAGAAGAGAAGCAUCUCUCGUGUGUCAUUUUAUUAGUAAGUUACAUAGAGUUACGAACGUGUAUUUGUAGUUCUUGAAACGAAGUCAUACGAAUCGAUUGCAUUUAAGAGUAGUUGUAAUUGGCGAAAAUUAAACGCGCGUGUACGAUGUUCUUCAUAUAUUCUAUGAUUUUAUUCGAUUGCGAAAUGACGUGCUUUUAAUGGCAAGAUGUAAUUACAAAUUGCGCUACAACGAACAAAUGAAGCAUUUCUCUAAUUAGCGUAGUAGUAAGUCUAUAAUUUGACCAACAACAACAACAAAACUUUGUUAUUUCGUUGUCUUAUCAACAAAAAAAAAAGGAUUCACAUCUUGUAUUAUGCUAAUGAUAUAACUCCAAUUGAUAUCUUUGUACAAAGUAUAUAAACAAUUAAUUGUGUACAGUUUAUCUGAGAAUGUUACCAUUUAUUCGUUAUAUGCAUACAACAAUGUUUCACACACAUUGUAUUUCUGAUAAGUUUGAUCUAAAUAAGUAUAUUAAUAAAUUAUAUUAAUAAAUUCCUUCAAGAAGA
Molecule: messenger RNA, 4318 nt
Organism: Pseudomyrmex gracilis
Lineage: Eukaryota; Metazoa; Arthropoda; Insecta; Hymenoptera; Formicidae
Gene: SPoCk
Product: calcium-transporting ATPase type 2C member 1
Exons: 16
Coding region: 353-3052 (899 amino acids)
Biological process (GO): manganese ion transport; intracellular calcium ion homeostasis; calcium ion transmembrane transport
Cellular component (GO): plasma membrane; Golgi membrane; endoplasmic reticulum
Molecular function (GO): ATP hydrolysis activity; ATP binding; P-type calcium transporter activity
Source: RefSeq, a predicted model, not a curated record